Molecule: messenger RNA, 1029 nt
Organism: Centruroides sculpturatus (bark scorpion)
Lineage: Eukaryota; Metazoa; Arthropoda; Arachnida; Scorpiones; Buthidae
Product: Niemann-Pick C1 protein-like
Exons: 5
Coding region: 1-1014 (337 amino acids)
Source: RefSeq, a predicted model, not a curated record
AUGAUAACCUUGUUUUAUGCAGAACAGUUGGCUUUGGGUUUCAAUAAUACAGACCCAGAUUGUAAUGAAACAUACACUUGCUGUGAUGCUAUACAAGCAACUCAACUUGAACUGAAAUUACAGUUGGCUCACACAUUAGGAAUUAGUCGUUGUCCAUCGUGUGCUAUGAAUUUUCAAAAGAAUUUUUGUCAUUUUACAUGCUCACCUAAUCAACAUAAAUUUUUAAGACCUACAGCAUAUGAUACAUCUAAUACUAAUCAAACUUUUAUAUCAGAACUUGACUAUUAUAUGAAUAAAAGGUUUGCAUAUAAAACUUUUGAUUCUUGUAAAGAUGUUAGUGGCUUAAUGCCUGGAGCUUCUGUUUUAGAGCUCAUGUGUGGAAGUGAGGGCAAAAAAUGUGCUCCAGAUACUUGGUUCAAAUUUUUAGGCUCCACUCCAGAAAAUGGAGGGUUUUCUCCAAUUCAAAUCAACUACAGAUUUUUGGUUCAACCUUCCAUAACUUAUGAUGGCAGAACAUAUUAUCCUUUUGAUGAAAAUGUAACCAAUUGUGAUGAAUCACCUGGAUAUGGAUUAAGUAGCUGUACAUGUUCUGAUUGUGAAGCAGCCUGCAAGUUUAUUUCAGCUUCUCCUCCACCUUUACCAGAACCAGAGCAACCAUUUUUGAUUUGUGGCUAUGAUGGAAUGAUUGUUAUCACAAUCAUUAUAUUUAUAAAUCUGUCAUUAAUUAUAAUUGUUGGAUUCUUUUUAUAUAAGCAGAAGUCUCGAAACAUUAUCAGAUCAGGUGAAAAUAAAGAAAUAAUAGGAAGAAAAGGGUCUUCUCAUCGACCUCUCAUCCAAUUCAAACAACGUUCCUUGACAUCCACAGGUGUGGAUCUUGGAUCCCUUGAAGAGGUUGAACCACUACGGAGUAAGCGGUCAAGUACGUGCACCCCUGUUGCCCUUGAAAUAUCCCAACUUUUGCACUCUUGUUUUGCAUGGCUUACAUUUUUCUUUAUUUCUUCACUUAAUAAUUAAUUUAAUAUGUUCAUU